Molecule: messenger RNA, 1038 nt
Organism: Agelaius phoeniceus (red-winged blackbird)
Lineage: Eukaryota; Metazoa; Chordata; Aves; Passeriformes; Icteridae
Gene: STRA8
Product: stimulated by retinoic acid 8
Biological process (GO): oogenesis; cellular response to retinoic acid; spermatogenesis
Cellular component (GO): nucleus
Source: RefSeq, a predicted model, not a curated record
GAGGUAGAACACUGCAUGGCAAAGCAGCACUUGCCACAGGCACACCACUGGGUUCCUCUGGCAAGACUCUUCAGCAGCUUGCGGGGAAGAGUUUUAUCCCAGUCAGACAGCUGUGCCUCGAAGUAUCAGGUUUUGCGUAAGGCUAAGACAUCUAUCCAGAAGCUGGAGCAAACCUUGUGUUCUUUGCUGAAGAUGAAAGCCAGCUGCAGUCUGGAGGAUGGGAGCCCAUCCAGCUUGGAGGAAGUCAGGGAGGAAUAUGUCAGGAGGCAAUUCGGCAGUCAAAGCACUACAUCAGCCUCAGAAGAUAUGAGUGAAAGUGAUUCUGCCAUCUGGUAUUUGCUUCAAGAAUGUGAAAAACAAACACUGGAAGAAUAUGAGAAGCCAGAAUUGAUCCAGUUUUCAGACACUUUAUCCCCAGAUCUAGUGGAAUUUGAACGAUACCUGUAUUUUUAUAAGCACACAGUGGACCUGCUGGUAGAGCAUGGAAUUGUUUGCACUGGAGAGGUGCCUCUUCCUGAGGUCUCCACAGCUAUUUCCCAUCUCUGGCAAGAGCUUUCUGAAGAGAGCAGGGACAGCAUCUUGCAGUACUGUAGCCAGAGAGAUUUCCUCAUGGAUCCCAAGGCUGCUUGCCCAGAGCCUGCUUGCACUGAAGGUAGUGUGAGGGACAGCGGAGGUAACAGUGAGGAAGCCAGUGGUUCCUCAGUCUCCACACCAGAGGAAGUGAUGUUUGAAGAUGCAUUUGAUGUUGCUGCUGGUUUCCUUGACAGAAGCAAGGCUCAGGGAUUGUCCAGCCAGAGUUCAGCAUUUGCAAGCUGCACUUCUGAAAAUCCAGAGGAUCACCAGAGACUCUAUGUGCAGGUCACUGACUUCCUAAAACAGCUCUUCUUCACUAAUACACAGUUUUGCCAGGAAGAAGAUCUUCACUAUGAUCAUGAGACUGUGAUGCUGCGGUGCACGGAGACCUUCGAUGAUGAAGAUUUCUAAGCAGUGUCUCCAGCAAUGUUUUGCCAAGCCCUGCCAGGUACACCAGGCAUGGGA